CUUCAGUGCUGCCUGGGAGUCUUGUUGUUGUAGCAGCAGCAGCAGCGGAAGAGUUUCUGUGCUUCCUCUGGUUUUUAUGGAGUGACAGGAGCAAACAGCAGCGGAGAUCCACCCCCCCACUCGACUCAGGUAGAGAUGCCGGCUCCGAGUUCAUCAGAGAGAAAGGCCUGCUGGGAUGCCAGGGACCUGCUGUGGAAAUGUCUGGGUGACAAGGAUGACAAAGCUGCAGCCUGCCAGAACUUCCAGAGCGAAUUUGAGGCAAAUUGCCCUGCGCAGUGGGUGAAAUAUUUCACCAAGAGGAGAGACUACUUGAAAUACAAGGAGAAGAUGCAAAAUGAAGGCUUCAUACCUGCCAAAGGCCCCCAACAGCCCUCCUAACAACUGGAGAGCAGACGGUGAAAAUCUGCAGACUGAAUGGCUUUUAGCCUCAUUCACACACGUUCAGGACUGGGGGAGCAGUUUUGUUAUUUAUUGUAUAGAGAAAUAAGAUGAAGCGGGACAACAAACUUGAAAUAUAAAAUUAAUUCUGAUCAGUUCUGAUAAACGCAGGCCUUACAUAUAUCUGGAUGUACAGUACACAAUCAUACUCGAUCUGUGUCAGCACUCAUCCUAAUACAGAACAUGAUUUUUCUGUGAUUGAAACCAAAAUGUCUCUCAGCAGCAACUGUAUAAUGUCUCCAGAGGAGAGUGUUGUUCUGUUGUUUGGGUUGAAGUUUUUGUGCAGUAAAAUACAGACUUAGCCUUGAUAACUACUGAUCAAAGUUUUUAUUCUGUGACAGUACAAAAUCUGAUGUGUUUUUCUGUGAAUAAGUAAAAAAGAAACUCAUUGUUUGAUGUGA
This is a messenger RNA of Limanda limanda (common dab), 839 nucleotides long. RefSeq names its product cytochrome c oxidase assembly factor 6 homolog. The transcript has 3 exons. The record is from RefSeq and is a predicted model, not a curated record. NCBI's taxonomy places the organism in Eukaryota, Metazoa, Chordata, Actinopteri, Pleuronectiformes, Pleuronectidae. Gene Ontology annotation, biological process: respiratory chain complex IV assembly. The coding region runs from base 136 to 378 and encodes 80 amino acids. Gene Ontology annotation, cellular component: respiratory chain complex IV; mitochondrion.